UCGCCUACCUGGUCACCCACGACCCUUGCCCGCACCUUAACCACUGUGAUUACUUGUGUAGUGGUGUACCUGUGUGUGGGGGAGGUGUAGUAGCCUGUAGUGGAAAGAGAACUCCAGUGCUCAAGAUACCCCAGGUAUCAGGUAUUUCAGGUGUGCCAAACGUGUAGUAUAUAAAGCGGUUAUAUAAAGAAACUAAAAACACUAAUCUUACAGUCGCAGUGCAAAGGAAAGAAAGACUGAUAGAAAAAAUAAAAAAGUUUGUGAUACUACUUCAGUAGACUGUGUGUGUUGUAUUUUUAGACAAAGAACAAGAUAAGCGGUGUUAAAAUUUGUGUGAUGUGAGAAUGGGUGAAUAUUUAUGAUAGAGUCGCUCCCGAGGGAGGUAUGUAAGACGGGAGGAUGGUGGCGCCCCUGUGUUACUGAGAGGGGCGUCCCCCAUCCAUAGAUGGAGGCUGAAAUGAAGAACACCAUUAGGAGAGAUUCUGGCGAAGAGGACAUAGUUGACGAGCAGCAUUCAACAGCGCCUUCUGCAGUAGACGACGAAGAGAGGGAGAGGUCUGACGGUGAAAGCUCAACAGGUGCCCUCAGCAUGAUGCUGGAGGGCGGUGAGGAAUUGCUGGUGAUGGACAAGCCGCUGCUGGAGAUCCCAUGCGGUGUCCAUGACCAGACACUGCUGGAGGUGCCGCUCCCCCCCACCAAUGACAACAAUAAUAAUAACAGUAAUCCUGAGGGCGUGAUGAGUCCUCCAGAUAAUGCCCCGCCGCACGUCAAAGGGAUAGCCGCAGUAAAGACGGCGUUUGACCUUGAACACGAGACUGUUGACGAGCCAGAUGCCCGUCUAGGAUUCAUCAACGACGAGGGUGCCACCGACCUGAUGGCGGCCAUCUGUCGCGUCCUACCGGAGCUACAGGCCGUAAACCAAGUGUGUGUGAUGCGCCACUCCAACCUCGUGUUGACUGAGGGAGUAGGAGCCCAGGGGCAGGCCACGCAGCAGGGGAGUGACGUGCUGUUCCCCGGGGACACACCCACGCCCCCACGGACUUCACCUGAUCACCCUGUACUUACUAACCCCUCAGAUGAACCACACAUGAAACACACACAAGCAUCCAGCACGCCAUGCCUUGGGUCUACUGAGAAUGGCCCACAGUAUGAAAAUUCUAGCGUUGUAGAAUCUCAGGUGGAUGUCCUUCAUAUGGGUAAAAAUACAGACCUGAAGCAUUUAUGUUCAGAGGAGAAGGACUCUACUGCAGACUGUGUCGGUGGAGAGGAGGUGGAAAUGACGCCCGCUAGAUCUGAGGGCGAACAGAAGUCCCAGUGGCUUGUUGAUGAGGAGCACCCGGUAGAAGGACCCGAGACUGUGACUGAUGUACUGAUGGGAAAAGAGUUUGUAGUUAAAGAGAGAAAGGAAGGCGCAGACCAAAACGGACCGAAUGUGAAUAGUGAAUUAAAGAUUGAGAGGGGAGGCAAGGAUAAAGGUCAAGGAGACAUGGAGAGUGACGGAGAGACUUCAAGCCCGGAUAUACUAACAACACUCGACAAAGGAGGGGAAGACAACAGUGAGGAACUUGUUUCAGACGGAGAUCAUGCUGGGGACUUGGAUACCCCACACCAAAAUGCCACAGAAGAUAAAAAAGAAAAUGUGAUUCUGCAUCCAGAAACCGGGCUCGACCCACAGCCUGUUGAGGGUUGUAACGAGCCGCACUACGCCACGGUGAGGAAGGGUUGCCCUGUACCCAUAGUGGAUGACGGGAGAAAGUACGUGAACUGUGAGGUCGUGGAGUCAGGAGGACAGAGUAACGACGGUGCCAAAGAUGUGAAGGUUGUGAUGGACUCUUCUGAAUAUGUAUACGACUGUCCAAGUGAGAUGGAGAAGAAAAGUAGCAGUAGUAGUAACGUUAGAGAGGAAAUUGGUGAUAAAAGGAUCACUACUGACACUAACUUGGAGGUUGAAAGUGAAAGUGGCGCGAUUGACCCCAAAGAAAAUGAAAAUGAUACCCUGCCCAGGGUCUCUGAGCCAAUCUAUGAAAGCAUCGAUGAUAGAAAUGAAAGAAGCGACGAUAGAAAUGAGAGAAGCGGCCAGGACUGUGACUCACGGUCGAGCAGGUCGAGUCGUUCUAGUCGGUCGAGUACCCUGAGUGGCCCCUGGUGCGAGGACCGCAUCUACGAGGACAUCUCUGACCUCGGUAGUGGCGGUGGCGGCGGUGGCAGCGUCGGGGGCGGCAGUGGCGGUGGUGGAAGCGGCGGUGGAGGUGGUGGUGGGGGUGGCGUCGGCUCUGGUGGCAGCGAAGAGACCUGGGUGUCGCGUCGCCUCCACGUGCACCGUCAGCUGUCGUCUUCAGACUCGUGGGGGUCCGAGGACUUCGAGUCGUACUCUAGCAACGAGGAGGAGAACGGUGGAGGGUCAGUCAAGACACAGGCGCCAAACCUGGAGAACUUCAAACAACGUCUGUUGCGAAAGAGAGAACAGUGGCGAGAAAGACGGCAGUCCAGCAAAAGCCUAAAGGAUGCCGCACGUAAGGAUUCCAAGGAAGACCAGUCGAAGGAAUCUGCCAAACCUGCAGAGGAAAAUCCUCCCUCUACACCAGACAAUAAAUUGUAUAGAUGGUUUUCUUUACGCAAGAGCGUCAACUAUGACGUUGAGCGACGUAGUAAUACCAUUGCUAACACUGAGCGCACCAGCUCCUACACCACCACCAACAAUGGAACCAAUGCCACUAGCAACAACAGGAUGCCAAAGCUUUUGGAGGAGGCAGACUCUGAACAUGGAGGGCUAUUUUCUGAGAACGGGGGGGUGUUUGCACACACUUUUCAGCGCAGACACCAACCCCCUGCCCUACCACCCAUGCCACAAAGCCUCAGUCCAGAACAGAUCAAAAGGCGACAUAUUGUUGCAUCUAUAGUUCAUAGUGAAAACAAUUAUGUAGCAACCCUACAGAGACUAGUCAAUGACUACAAAAAACCUUUAGAAGACUCGAAACCUCCAGUCCUCAGCACAGCCAAGCUUUCUACAUUGUUUCACAGAUUAUCAGAGAUUCUUCAGUGCCACACACUAUUCCGUAUCGCCCUGGCUGAGUGUGUACGGCAAUGGGAUCGAGAGGAGAAGAUAGGAGAUGUAUUUGUCGCUUCUUUUUCCAAGGCGAUCGUCUUGGACAUUUAUAGCGACUUCAUCAACAACUUUGCUCGUGCCAUGGAAGUUGCAAAGCAAGAAUCUAAAAAGAAAUCUGCUUUUGCUGAUUUCCUAAAGAUGCGUCAGAUCACCUCGCCUGAUCGAUUGUCAUUCUUUGGACUUAUGGUGAAGCCUGUCCAACGCUUCCCUCAGUUCAUUCUCUUUCUCCAGGACCUCCUGAAACAUACUCCUCAGGGGCACCAUGACCGGAUGUCACUACAGCUUGCUCUCACUCAACUAGAAUCAUUGGCAGAGAUGCUGAAUGAGAGAAAACGUGAGGCAGAACAAUAUCAGGCUUUCCGUGACACCCUCAAGCAUAUUAAUACUAAGUUUGCCUUGCGAGGAAUACAAGAAGGUAGCCGCUAUUUACUACGACAAGAUGAUGUUCUUCAGCUGGAGUUCAACCAAAGUGGCCUGAUUAGUAAGAGCAAAGGACGCAGGCUGUUCCUCACCAAUGAUCUGAUCAUCUGUGUGACAGUGGUGCCAAAGACAACUGAUGAUUACGGUCAUCAGAAUGAGCGACUCUCUCUCAAGUGGGCCUAUCCUGUCACGGAUGUUGAGAUUCAAGACACAAGUUCUUCUCCAACUUUGAGUCGGUUAUUGGCCUCGGGAGUCAACAAAACAGGGUCCAUUAACUCAGCUCGUAUCCCAGAGGAAACUAUGGGUUCCAACGUAGACAACUUGUGCCAAGAGAUGAAUGAUCUUAUGCAUGAUUAUGAAGUGGUGUCCCGAAUCUCAACCCUUGUGUCAUCACUCAGGGGGACUUAUGAUGGUCUGACAGCAGAACACCUACAGCAAGUUUCAAACAACAUCCAGAGAGCUUUACACAUUCGAGAUGAGCAGAUGGCAUGGGUAGAUGCUUGCUGUUUGCAAUUCACAGCUAAGAGCAAGGAAGGCCGAGAAAAGGAGACAUUUACUUUCCAGACCAACAAUCCUGUUAUCAAGAAGGACUGGAUUGUAGAACUUCGUUUAGCACAGCUGGCUCUUGACAGCUCUAAUUCUCCUGCAUGGGAUGUACCAGAGCAAGAAAAGCGACCAUCAACUAAAAUGCCACUAUUUGUCAAGUCUCUUCCAGUCUUUUCCUCUCCUCAUGAUACAGAGGUUAAAUGUGGGUGCUGCUACACUGUGACAAUGUCCCGGCCCAGCAGGUUGUCAGGAACAGGUCGGCAUCACACAUACCUAUGGUUAUGUUCCACAGAUGGGGUCUCAUCACACAUCACCAUUUACCUCAUGCAACAGGUUGGCCUCAGAGAGGUUGUGCGUGUAGACAUGGUUGAAGUGUGCGUGACAUCGCUGCAACAUGUCCCUGGCAUCACAACUACAGAUGAGCCAUCACUGCGAGCUCACACUGUAUGGAUGGGCACACACUCACACAGGUUAAUGGUGUACAGCGGGCUGGACCCAGAACGCCAAACUGAACUUGGCUCAACAACUGUACCAGCUGCCAUCACUACCAUCAAGUACCACUGUGAUCAGGUAUAUGUAGGUCUUUGUAAUGGGUGUGUCCAGGUGUACCGCCGUGGUGCUGAUGGUGCCUGGCAACUACGUGAACCUCUCAACAUAAUCCUGGGCUCACAGGCCGUCUCAGCACUCCUCCCCAUCAACACUCAUGUCUAUGCUGCUUGUGGGGACCAUGUACAUGUUAUUGAUUGCUUUACAGCAGAAGUUACUAAGAAGUUCUCUGUUCAUCAUGACGGUGCUGGUGGAGUUCAACUAAUGGCACACUCUGGCAUUGGACUGUGGAUUGCUCAGCAGAACACCUCAACAAUCUGUCUUUAUCACACCGAAACCUUCCGCCAUUUACAAGAUAUUAAUGUUGCUUCAAAUGUUAAUCGGGUGUUAGGUGAAAGAGGUAUUGCUGCUUCCAGUGUUAAUGUGACGGCACUGCUAGCCUCAAGAGGACUCUUGUGGGUGGGCACAAAUGUAGGUGUUGCACUCACUAUUCCAUUGCCACGUCUGGAAGGUGUGCCAAUAAUCAGUGGACGUGCAAAUAUUAGCUAUCAUGCUCACAAUGGACCGAUAACCUUCCUUCUAACACUACAGCCGCAUUCAAGACCUCAGGCCUCUCUUCCUGAGUUAAGACCUGGUUCUCGCCCUUCCUUACAAGAUAACCAUAGUCACUCACAGCAGCAAGAGAGUUCUCGAACUCAUGGUUCAGAUGACAUCCGCAGUCUCAUAGUCACACCAACUCCUAUAUCACGACUGGAAAAGCAGCAGAGUGAUGGCAGUCUUGUACCACCAAAACGUGUACCUCCACGUUUGCGGCAGCAGUUGAGUUCACCUGUAAUAUUGCGGCGUAAACCAAGAGAUACUCAGCAGCAUAUGCGACGCUUGUCUAAGACUUUGCCACGUGGUUUGGGUCUUGGAACUUUAGCAGGUAGUCAGGAAUGUGAUGUAUAUGGCCUCUAUGGAGAUCUGUUAAAUGUUCAUGAGUAUGAAGAUGAGCCUAUGGUAAUUGGUGAGGGCUUUUUAUUGUCCCGUUAUGAUUCUAUGCGCCGCAGUGACCCAGAACUGGCAGUUCCAGCUCAACUUAGCACUUUGGAUCGUCGAGUGCGACUCAAAGCCUCACGCCCACGUUCCUUAGAUCUUUCAACAUGGUCCAUGGACUCGAGAGCCUCCUCAGCCUGCACCACAUCCUCAGGGUCUGAAGAUGGCAGUGGUGGCAUGAAUAGUGUUAUUACAUCAAGUAAUGCUUCCACAGGCCAACAUGACUCUGUGCCUCUGAUAUCAUCAACAAGUGGCGGCACCACAAGCCGAUCAACUGUGUCUGGACGUCGCAAAGAAAAUGACCAAUCACGCACUCUGAUGACACUGAUGGGUGGACGUGGCUAUGUCAACCUGAGGCAAUUACAAGAUGGCCAGCCUCCUCACACCAAUGACAAAGAUGCACACAUUGUUGUGUGGGAGAUGAAGCUUUAACCAAUCUUCUGUAGACCUUUACUUCCUGUAACUUAUUUAUCUGACUCAUUUUCCAAUACUUUUUACAAACCCUGUGCAAUUGUGAUAUGUCUAAGUUUUGUGCCCAUACUUAGAAUGAACCCUAUAUGUUACAUAUUUAGAAAAGUGAAUAUGUCUUGUUUGACUUAUAAAUGGUUUAUGUCAAGCUUCCAGCACAACAAAUUUGAUGUCUGUGUAUUAUAUAAACGCUUAUGUCAAGGCUGCUUUAUGAGAAGAAAAUAUCUAUUUACAGUAACAUUAUAUUACAGGAUGUUCAAGUGUAAAUAUCAGAUGACCUGCUAUUUUAAAUACAUUAUUUUGGUCAAUACUGCAGACCUUGUUAACCUGCUAUGAAAAUAUUGUAUAAGUGUAUGUAAUAAAAGAAUAUUAUUUUAA
This is a messenger RNA of Homarus americanus (American lobster), 6499 nucleotides long. Its product is annotated as rho guanine nucleotide exchange factor 10-like. Lineage: Eukaryota; Metazoa; Arthropoda; Malacostraca; Decapoda; Nephropidae. Gene Ontology annotation, biological process: actin cytoskeleton organization; positive regulation of stress fiber assembly. The record is from RefSeq and is a predicted model, not a curated record. Bases 446 to 6085 code for a protein of 1879 amino acids. The transcript is spliced from 17 exons. Gene Ontology annotation, molecular function: guanyl-nucleotide exchange factor activity; protein binding.